Urocitellus parryii (Arctic ground squirrel) is the source of this 1089-nucleotide messenger RNA. NCBI's taxonomy places the organism in Eukaryota, Metazoa, Chordata, Mammalia, Rodentia, Sciuridae. The record is from RefSeq and is a predicted model, not a curated record.
AUGAUAAUUGCUGUUAAAUCUUAUAAACGAUAUCUUUGGGCCACAAUUAUAAUUCAAAGGCAUUGGCGUGCUAGUUUAAGAAGAAAACAAGAUCAACAAAGAUAUAAAAGGUUAAAAUCAUCAUGCCUUAUAAUCCAAUCUGUGUUCAGAAGAUGGAAGCAACAUAAAAUGCAAUUACAAAUAAAAGCUGCAGUAAUAUUGCAAAGAGCUUUUAGAGAAUGGCAUUCUAGGAGAAAAGCUAAAGAAAAGUCAGCUAUUGUCAUACARUCAUGGUAUAGAAGGCACAGAGAAUUACAGAAAUAUAUUUAUAUUAGAUCUUGUAUUGUUAUUUUUCAGAGAAGAUUUCGGUCCUUUCAAGCCCAAAAGUUAUAUAAAAGAAAGAAAGAGUCUGUACUGACUAUCCAGAAGUACUACAAAGCAUAUCUUAAAGGAAAGAUUGAGCGCACCAACUACUUACAGAAAYGAGCUGCAGCCAUUCAACUACAGGCAGCUUUCAGGAGAAUGAAGGCUCGGAAUUUAUACAGACAAAUUAGAGCUGCUUAUGUUUUGCAAUCAUAUUGGAGAAUGCGACAGGACAAAAUUAGAUUUUUAAACCUUAAGAAGAUUGUUAUCAGAUUGCAGGCACACAUAAGAAAACAUCAGCAAUUACGGAAAUAUAAGAGGAUGAAGAAAGCAGCCAUUAUAAUUCAGACUCAUUUCCGAGCUUACAUUUCAGCCAGGAAAGUUCUAGCAACUUAUCAGAGAACACGUUCUGCUGUCAUUGUUCUACAGUCUGCAUAUAGAGGGAUGCAAGCCAGGAAAACAUUUAUUCAUAUCUUAACAUCUAUUAUAAAGAUUAAAUCAUAUUAUCAUGAUUGUAUUUCCAGAAAGAAAUUUGUGAGUCUAAAAAAUGCUACARUAAAGUUGCAGUCAGUUGUCAAGAUGAAACAAGCACGUAAACAAUAUUUACUUCUAAGAGAAGCUGUACWAUUAAUCCAGCAAUGGUACCGUACACAAAAAAUGGCUGCACGGAGAGAAGAAUAUGUGCAGAUACGUGAAUCUUGUAUCAAAUUGCAAGCUUUUGUUAGAGGAUACCUGGUCAGAAAGCAG